Messenger RNA from Trifolium pratense (red clover), 2557 nucleotides. Its product is annotated as GDP-L-galactose phosphorylase 1-like. The transcript has 7 exons. Gene Ontology annotation, molecular function: GDP-D-glucose phosphorylase activity. NCBI's taxonomy places the organism in Eukaryota, Viridiplantae, Streptophyta, Magnoliopsida, Fabales, Fabaceae. Bases 936 to 2252 code for a protein of 438 amino acids. The record is from RefSeq and is a predicted model, not a curated record. Gene Ontology annotation, biological process: glucose metabolic process. Gene Ontology annotation, cellular component: cytoplasm.
ACCAAUCAAUGAAAAGCAGCCACUAACCAACUACAGUCAAAUCUUCAAAAAAAUGGAAAAGAAUAAGAAAUAGACACCCUCCCUCCCUCCCCCUCUUUUGCCUCUCCCUUUCAACAAUUUUGUCUCUUUCUUUCUUUUUCUUCUCUUGUGAAUGAAUGAAUAUACAUGUUGAUGUUGUUUCACACUAUAUUAAGGGUCUUUACUUAGCCAUUCAGUUAACAAACACUUGUUCAACACAAAACAAAAACAAAACAAAACAACAAAAGAAACACAACACCAAACCUCGUGCAUCAUUCUAGUACAAGUAUACCAAAUUCAUUCACAGCCACAUUUCCUUCAUCUCUUACCUUUUUCUCUUAUCUAUAUAACAAUUUACAAUCCCCACCUCAUUUUCUUCAUCAAAGCUUCAAUCUUUCUUCUUUUCUUUCAACUGGGUCAUCACUAAAUUCAUCACAAUUCAAAAAAGAUUCAAUUUUUUUUUUGAAUGUUUUGUUUGGGUUGAUUCCCUGUGUUGACACGUUGUAGACAUCACGGCUUUUCUUAGAGUUUAUCGAUCUCUUUCUCAUGCCCGAACUGUACGACGUAAGGGUUCUUGUUUAACUCCGACUAACCCUUCGCCGCACGGUGGGCGUGGUGCUCUGCCUUCUGAAGGUGGUAGCCCCUCCGAUCUUCUCUUUCUUGCUGGUGGUGGUGUCUUUGCUUCUUCUUCUUCUUCUUCUUCUUCUUCUUCUUCUUCUUUCUCUUUCUAAUUUUUCUCUUUAGUUUAACUUUCUUUCUAUUAGAUUCUUCUCUUAAGACUAAGAUUAAACCUUGUAAGUAAGAUUAAGAUUAAGAUUUAGUUGAAGGUGCUUCUUCUUUUUCUUGUUGUUUCUGCUGUUGUUGUUGUUAAGACUUAAAAUACAAAAAAGAGUUGUUUUUGUGUUUGGUUUGUGAAAAUGAUGCUCAAAAUCAAAAGGGUUCCUACCGUUGUUUCCAAUUAUCAAAAAGAGGAAGUUGGAGAUGCUCCUCGUACUGUCGGAGGUUGUGGUCGGAAUUGUCUCAAAGCUUGUUGUAUUCAAGAUGCAAAGCUACCUUUGUAUGCUUUUAAGAAGAUCAACAAAGUUAAUGGAAAGGACUUGGCAAUUGAUGAGUGUCAAGAGGAGCUUCCUUUGGCCUUUUUGGACUCUCUUGUUCUUGGAGAGUGGGAAGAUCGUAUGCAAAAAGGACUUUUUCGUUAUGAUGUUACCGCCUGUGAAACCAAGGUAAUUCCGGGUGAGUGUGGUUUCAUUGCUCAGCUUAACGAGGGUCGUCACCUCAAGAAGAGACCAACCGAGUUCAGGGUUGAUAAGGUCCUUCAGCCCUUUGAUGAAACCAAAUUCAACUUUACUAAAGUUGGCCAAGAAGAGGUUCUGUUUCAAUUUGAAGCUAGUGAAGAUGGUGAAAUCCAGUUCUUUCCAAAUGCUCCAAUCGAUGUUGACAAUUCUCCCAGUUUCGUUGCCAUCAAUGUCAGUCCUAUUGAGUAUGGGCAUGUUUUGCUGAUUCCGCGCAUUUUCGAGCGUUUGCCUCAAAGGAUUGAUCACGAGAGCCUCUUGCUUGCUCUUCACAUGGCAGCUGAAGCUGCUAAUCCAUAUUUCCGAUUGGGUUACAACAGCCUCGGUGCUUUUGCAACUAUUAACCAUCUUCACUUCCAGGCUUAUUAUUUGGCUAUGCCGUUUCCUAUUGAGAAGGCUCCCACUAAGAAAAUCGCAAUGUCAAAUGGUGGAGUGAAGAUAUCUAAAUUGUUGAAGUAUCCGGUUAGAGGUCUUGUCUUUGAGGGUGGCGACACACUUGAAGAUUUAUCAAAAAUUGUUUCAGAUGCUUGUAUCUCCCUACAAAACAACAACAUACCUUACAAUGUUCUUAUUUCUGACUGCGGAACGCAAGUAUUUCUGUUGCCACAGUGUUAUGCAGAGAAACAAGCUCUUGGAGAAGUGGAUGCUGAGCUUCUCGACACACAAGUAAAUCCUGCAGUGUGGGAAAUAAGCGGACACAUGGUUUUAAAGAGGAAAAAGGAUUUCGACGAGGCGUCUGAAGCCAAUGCUUGGCGACUUCUUGCAGAAGUUUCACUUUCUGAAGAAAGGUUUCAAGAAGUCAAUGCUCUUAUCUUUGAAGCCAUUGCUUUAACUGAAGAAUUGGAUGACAAUCUUCAAUCUCUUCCCAAAGACGACGCUGUCAACUCGAGCACAUACCCUACUGUGGUGGCUGGUUCACAAGAAUGUGUUGUUCUGCAGUAACAGCAACAAGGUUCUAAAUGAACAAAUUCAGUGAUUGUGCAGUGUUUAUAAAAAUUUGCUGGAUUAUGUCUUAUGUUUGAAAUAAGUACCUUCAAUGGUAACAUUUGCUUAAGUUGUUCUAGAUUUAUGUUGUGCUUAAUGUUUGUGUUUUGUAUAACUGUAUUGUACUUUCUGUCAUGGCUUUCACUUUGCCUAAAAUAACAACUUCAUGUAUCUGUUUCCUUAGCUAAUCAAACUGCACCUUGUUAAAGAUAAUGUAUUUCUGGUUCCACAUUUGUAAUAAAUAAACGUGGUAUUUUUAUAUA